Molecule: messenger RNA, 639 nt
Organism: Dictyostelium purpureum
Lineage: Eukaryota; Evosea; Eumycetozoa; Dictyosteliales; Dictyosteliaceae
Exons: 6
Coding region: 1-612 (203 amino acids)
Biological process (GO): translation; DNA-templated transcription
Cellular component (GO): cytosolic large ribosomal subunit; ribosome
Molecular function (GO): DNA binding; zinc ion binding; DNA-directed RNA polymerase activity
Source: RefSeq, a predicted model, not a curated record
AUGAUUAUUCCAGUUCGUUGUUUUACUUGUGGAAAAGUUAUUGGUAAUAAGUGGGAUGCAUAUUUAAGUCUUUUACAAAUUGAAUAUACUGAAGGUGAUGCUUUAGAUGCUUUAUGUUUAAAGAGAUAUUGUUGCAGACGUAUGCUUUUAACCCAUGUAGAUUUAAUCGAAAAAUUAUUAUCUCUAUCUCGUUAUAUAUUGCCUAUUAAAAUGCCAUCACCAAUUCUCAGAACUAAAAUCGUCAAAAAGAAGACCACCAAAUUUAACCGUUUCCAAUCUGACUUAUUCAAAAGAGUUGGUUCCUCAUGGAGAAAACCAAGAGGUAUUGAUAACAGAGUCAGAAGAAGAUUCUCAGGUUCACGUGCCAUGCCAUCAAUUGGUUUUGGUUCAGCCAAAGCUACCAGAGAUGUUUGCCCAGAUGGUUUCAAACGUUUUGUCAUCAGAAAUGUUCAAGAAUUAGAAGUCCUCUUAAUGCAAAACCGUAGAUACGCUGCUGUCAUCUUCCACGGUGUUUCAGCCAAAUCAAGAAAAGCCAUCGUUGAAAGAGCUGCUGAACUCAACAUUAAAGUCACUGCUCCAAACGCCAGAUUAAGAAGCGAAGAAAGAGAAUAAACUUUUUAAUUAUAAUAAUAAUAUAUU